Messenger RNA from Hevea brasiliensis (rubber tree), 2667 nucleotides. Its product is annotated as protein CYPRO4. The coding region runs from base 450 to 2363 and encodes 637 amino acids. The record is from RefSeq and is a predicted model, not a curated record. Gene Ontology annotation, cellular component: cytoplasm; nucleus. The transcript is spliced from 2 exons. Lineage: Eukaryota; Viridiplantae; Streptophyta; Magnoliopsida; Malpighiales; Euphorbiaceae. Gene Ontology annotation, molecular function: protein binding.
UCUUCACCGGAAAAAUUCUCAUCUAACUUCAAUUUCUCCGUGGACGAAAAUGAAGAGCAAUCUUGCUUACGAUUUGACCCAUUGCCAUGUUGGGCUCCACCAAGAUCCAGUAUUGGCCGGUAUCGGGUCUAGACACCGACAGUCCGUGAUCCAAGACUAUCCAAAUCCAACCCAUAUGACCAUGAGGUAACUGACCAGUGAUAAACGGUGGCCCGUCUUGUUCAUUCAAAACCAACCCUAGGCAUAUUCCGGUAUGUCACUACACAGCCGAAGCCCAACACUACCAACGAUCAAAUUUCAAAUUUUGAACUUGGCGCUCUUCACUUCGCCAAUUUGGCGAUUCCGCUUCUCCUCAUUUCCCAAAUCUAACAGCCUUUCCUAAAUCUUUCUCUUCUUCUCUAAACUCACUCCAUCCCAUAAUAAGAAGCCAAAAAGAAAGGCAACAAAAAAUGGGAGCCUCUCAUAGCCUGGAACUCCCGGAUUCCGACACGGAGGAACAAGGAGAAACCGACGAAGAAAGUUACGAAACGCCGGAGAAAUCCUUCUCUGGACACAGACCCGAAACCCCUUCGUCUCUCGACGAUGUUGAGGCCAAGCUCAAGGCCCUCAAGCUGAAAUACCCAUCUACAGCAACCCAACAAUUUGAAAACCCCAAUUUGAAAAAUGCUGUCAAGCUUUACCACCACAUUGGCGGCAACACCCCCAAAGCCAAAUGGGUGGCAUCGGAGAAGCUUACUUAUUAUUCCUUUAUUAAGACUUCCAAAUUUGGCGGCCACAGUCAAGCCGAAGAUGAAGAUGAGGAGUCAGAAUCGGAAUCUGAAGGAGAAGGUUGGUGGGUAUUGAAGGUUAGUAAUAAAGUUAGGGUUAAAGUUACUACUGAGAUGCAAUUGAAGACUUUUAAGGACCAACGUCGCGCUGAUUUUGUUGCUGAAGGUGUUUGGGCCUUGAAGUUCUUUAGUGAUGAGGAUUAUGGCGUUUUUAUUAGCAAGUAUAAUGAUUGUUUGUUUGAAAAUACUUAUGGAUAUGAGUCCAAUGAAGCUAAUAAGAUCAAAGUUUAUGGGAAGGAUUUUAUUGGAUGGGCUAACCCAGAAAAGGCUGAUGACUCUAUGUGGGAGGAUGCAGAAGAUAGUUUCUUGAAAAGCCCUGAAUCAGCAACUCCAGUUAGGGCUAAUCAAGAUUUGAGAGAGGAGUUUGAGGAGGCAUCGAAUGGAGGGAUACAGAGCUUGGCUUUGGGUGCAUUAGAUAAUAGUUUCUUAGUAGGUGAUUCAGGCAUUCAGGUGGUUAAGAAUUUUAGCCAUGGGAUUCAUGGGAAAGGUGUUUAUGUGAAUUUUGGUGGUGUUGAUAAUAGGAGUGCUUUGAGUUUGGCCCAUUCGACUCCUAAGAAGGCACUUCUUAUGCGUGCCGAGACUAACAUGUUACUUAUGAGUCCAAUUAAUGAGGGGAAGCCACAUUCUACAGGAUUGCAUCAGCUUGACAUUGAAACUGGGAGGAUUGUUACACAGUGGAGAUUUGAGAAAGAUGGAACUGAUAUUUCUAUGAGGGAUAUUGUAAAUGAUAGCAAGGGAGCCCAGUUGGAUCCAUCAGGAUCCACAUUUUUGGGCUUGGAUGAUAAUAGGCUUUGUAGGUGGGAUAUGCGUGAUCGAAAAGGGAUUGUUCAGAAUCUGGCAAAUGCUAGUGCCCCUGUCCUGAAUUGGACACAAGGGCAUCAGUUCUCAAGAGGAACAAACUUUCAGUGCUUUGCAAGCACUGGUGAUGGUUCAAUUGUGGUUGGGUCUCUUGAUGGGAAGAUUCGAUUGUAUUCGAGCAAUUCUAUGAGGCAGGCAAAAACAGCUUUUCCUGGCCUGGGAUCGCCUAUUACUCAUGUUGAUGUUACCUUUGAUGGGAAGUGGAUAUUGGGUACCACUGAUGCUUACUUGAUCCUUAUCUGCACUUUAUUUACAGACAAGGAAGGUAAGACAAAGACAGGUUUCAGUGGUCGUAUGGGAAAUAGAAUUGCAGCACCCAGAUUGUUGAAGCUAACUCCUUUGGAUUCACUUAUAGCUGGGAUUAAUAAUAAGUUCCGUAAUGCUCACUUUUCAUGGGUCACAGAGAAUGGGAAGCAGGAGCGUCAUUUGGUUGCAACAGUGGGCAAGUUUAGUGUGAUAUGGAAUUUCCUGCAGGUGAAGAAUGGCUCACAUGAGUGCUACCGUAAUCAAGAGGGCCUGAAGAGCUGUUACUGCUAUAAGAUAGUCCUCAAGGAUGACUCUAUUGUUGACAGUCGUUUCAUGCAUGACAAGUUCGCAGUUAGUGAUUCUCCUGAGGCUCCACUGGUCAUUGCGACCCCCAUGAAAGUCAGCUCCUUUAGCAUAUCCAGCAGGCAAUGACAUACUUUGAAGAUGCCCUUUACUCAGACUACUUCUCAGUGUCAUAGGGAGGGGUAUCAAAUGGUUUGUGAAAGCUUCAGAAUUGUGUUUUAGACUGUUGUUUAACUAAGAUAAGCUUGGAUCAUCUGAAGAUGAAGAAUGAUGUGCAAAUGCAAUAUAGUUGUAUAAGAUUUCUACCUCGUUGCUAGUUAUUUAAUGACUGCAAUUUUAUCAUUGUAUUACAAUUACACUUUUCUCAAUGGAGGAGCAACUGCUACUCAUGAUAUGGUGAAGCACUAUGACGUAUCCUUUUAUUUUCUUCUUA